Colossoma macropomum (tambaqui) is the source of this 2702-nucleotide messenger RNA. RefSeq names its product sclerostin (gene sost). The record is from RefSeq and is a predicted model, not a curated record. Gene Ontology annotation, biological process: ossification; negative regulation of Wnt signaling pathway; negative regulation of BMP signaling pathway. The coding region runs from base 83 to 736 and encodes 217 amino acids. Gene Ontology annotation, molecular function: BMP binding. The transcript has 2 exons. Lineage: Eukaryota; Metazoa; Chordata; Actinopteri; Characiformes; Serrasalmidae.
UGAGGUACUUAAGGAGGACGCGCUGCUGCCGGAUGGGAGAGAUUAAGUGAAGCUGGCCCUGAGAGGAGAGAUCAGUGAAGAAAUGCACGUGUCUGUAUCCGUGGUGCUCGUGCAGUCGUGGCCGCUGCUGCUGCUGCUGCAGUUUUGGCUGAGCGGAACAGGGGCAUGGGGAGCCCUGAAGAACGAUGCUACAGAGCUGAUAACAGAGUACACCGAGGAUACACCUCAUCCAGAAGAGCAGAGACCACCGCUCAGCAACAACACCAUGAACCAGGCGAAGAACGGGGGCAGGAGGCCCUCAGCUAACAGCCCCACAUACGGAGUGUCUGAGGUGAGCUGUCGAGAGCUGCGCUCCACUCGAUACAUCGCCGACGGCUCCUGCCGUAGUGCCAAGCCAGUGAAGGAACUGGUGUGUUCUGGCCAGUGCCUGCCUGCUCACCUCAUGCCCAAUUCCAUCCUCCGGAGCAAGUGGUGGCGCAGCAGCGCAUCCGACUACCGCUGCAUUCCGGCCCAUUCCCGCACCCAGCGUAUCCAGCUGCAGUGCCCCAACGGCCAGAGCCGGACCUACAAAAUCCACGUGGUGACCUCCUGCAAGUGUAAGCGCUUCACCCGCCACCACAACCAAUCAGAUGCCAAGGAACCAUCCCAAAAAACGCGGCGCAACAAGAAGCAUGCACGCCUUCAGCAGGCGCGGGGCCGGAGCAGAGAGCCGACUAUCAGCAGCAACUCCUACUGAGAAGGAGGCCCUCUCUCUAUGUGAGCUUAUACGAAGACUGUCUCCACACACGCACACAUACUCACACACACAUUAUCAUAUACUGCCAAGUCCCAAUGCAAGGGGAAAAAGAUUGAGCAAAAAGGAUUAUGUUUUAUGGACUGAAGCAUUGAACUCUUGAAUUUUCCGCAGUCAAUGAAGCUAUUAAGCGAUCAUCCAGUCAGUUUUCAAGUCUCCAGUAUGUUUCAAGAUGCCUCACAGUUUGCAUGACCCAUUCAGCCUCAAUAAUUCCAAAUAACAGAGAUGUUUGAUUACAGAAUUCCAGAGGACUUUAUUGGACUUUUGCUUGAAAGGAGGUACGUUGUUGUGGGAGAUUAGUGUAGAGCAGCCGAUGACCGAUGAUAUUCCUGCGGAGGGCCUCUCUGACCCAGUCCGAAAUCAGUUCCCUUUCCUGAAGUUCACUUAAAGGCUAGUCAAGAUGAACAUCAAUACCAAAGUUAACCACCAUCAACAUGACCAAAUCCACCACCAGCGGUGCUGCGAACUUGUGGCCGAGGUGAAUGUUUGUAUAGCUGAAAUGAAGUCAUCACUUUUGGGGGCAUGGUGUUGCAGCUUAUGAUCCAGCUGCCCAGGGCUGCUGGGCUCGGGAGACGUCUGGCUGAUGACAUGUUGCCGAGAUCCAGCAUUUUUAACCCUGGAGCUCCUCUGACAGGCUGACAGCCAGCCACCAGAAUUCCCACAGCCUUUACCUUUCCAGAAGAACCGUUAUAGGAGCUGUCAGCUGGAGCCAAGCCCACUGUCAGGAACAGAGAGUGGGAACAGUUGUGUCAGUGCUGAGUCCCUUAGGGCCAAGAGCACAAAAUGGUAUUCCACUGACUUGUCCCAAUUACUAAAAAGUCCCAUUCCUGUGUUUAGGAUUUGAGCCAUAAAAAGCCAUUUCCUCUAGACGCGGUCAGUUCCUGUUUGUUUGAAUAGCAGAAAAGGGGCCCAUAUGUGUCUAGGAAUCUGCAACUAUUGGGCCUGUUCAUACCUUGGGGGUACAAUACUUCUCUAGACCCCGCCUUCCCUGGAAACCAUUUGGAGCUUCUUGGUCAGUUGCAGUAACUAGGUGGUUUUAAUGGUUAUCUAAGUGUAAUAAGCUUUUAAUGGAAGGAUAAUAAAGCACCAAUCAGGAUAUAAAACUACAUGUUAAUAUUAUGUAAAAGUUCAUGUAAAACUAUCAGCCUAAUCAUUAUGAAAAUGAAUAUUUUGCUUAUAUAUAGUAUAUUUAAGCAAGAAGGUGUCUGAGUGAGACAUUUGAGAUGGAAUGAAAUGUCCUUGAAAAUGUGAAACGUGAAAAAUGGCAUGCAUGUAGUGACUGGAGCUGCCCAAAAAAAGAAUUGAUUCAUAAAACAUCCUGAUGGGGUUUUUAACAUCCCUACUGAAGCAAGGAGACCAGACAAAAUGAAAUACUGAACUGAACUCUAAAUGUGAGUGCAUGUUGAUAUUAUGCAGGAUGUACAGUAGGAGAACUCUGGAAUCCAGACAUUUUUGUCUCCACGUCCAGCAGACAUGUAACGAAGAAUAUUCCACUGGCUUCCGCACAUUGUUCAACUCCACUGUUUUCUCCCCAUGGCGUCCCCAUCUCUGUCUUCUAAACAGUACUGACCAUGUUUGCUUCUUUUUCAAUUGUCUGUUUGAAAUAGAAACUGGAAGGGAUUUUUUUUCUCCAUGUAAGCAGAAUUGUCAUGUAUAGCCUGAUUGUACAUACUGUACCUUCGUGGUCUCAUGAAGCAAAAGCCCUCCAAAUGACUGAAUGCUCAACGGAGCGAUCCCCUGAGAGGGACUCCUUCAAAGAAAGAACUGUAUAUUUAUUUUUUAAUGUCAACAUUUAAAUUAUUUAUGCAGCAUUUUUUUUUUGUAGAAAAUAGCCAUUAUUGUACUAUAUAAAAUAAUAGUGAAUUUCCUAACAAAAAGAGAACAUGAAUAAAGUAAAGUAUAUGAGAAA